AAGCCCAUAGACCUAGCUCAAACUACAAACCGGUAGCAGCCGGCGUGAUUCGGUCGCCGGCAGUAUGCCGCUCAAGCUCGCGCUCACCGUCGUUGCUCCGGCGGGCAUGACGUGCGGCAUACUGAAACUCGCCGGCGUCCCCUGGCCAAUCGUCAUCCGCAUCGCCGGCGUCCUGCUCGCCUUCCUCUUCAUCGCGGCGUUGUGCCAGCGCGCGCAGGCCCGCGCUAGGUCGCAACGCCAGCUCCUGCAAGAUCCAGAGGGGGAUCGGUCGUCCAUGGCCGCGCUUCCGCGGGAGCCGGCCGUCGGGCUAGGACAGGCGGCGAUCGCCGGCCUGCCCGUGUACAAGUACGAGAAGCUGAGCUGCGGCGGCGGAGAGGGCCACGAGUGCGCGGUGUGCCUCGCCGAGGUCAGGCCCAAGGAGGUGGUGAAGCAGCUGCCGGCGUGCACGCACCUUUUCCAUGACCGGUGCAUCGACGAGUGGCUCUGGUCUCACAGGACGUGCCCGGUCUGCCGGUCUCCAGUCGACGCCUCCACCGUUCCGGACGUGGAAGUUGCCGCCCGUGCUAUGCAAUCUGUUUAG
This is a messenger RNA of Triticum dicoccoides, 580 nucleotides long. Its product is annotated as E3 ubiquitin-protein ligase RING1-like. The coding region runs from base 65 to 580 and encodes 171 amino acids. The record is from RefSeq and is a predicted model, not a curated record. The transcript has a single exon. NCBI's taxonomy places the organism in Eukaryota, Viridiplantae, Streptophyta, Magnoliopsida, Poales, Poaceae.